Staurois parvus is the source of this 810-nucleotide messenger RNA. NCBI's taxonomy places the organism in Eukaryota, Metazoa, Chordata, Amphibia, Anura, Ranidae. The record is from the annotation of a GenBank genome assembly.
AUGGGUUUAGAAGCCCUUGUGGAAUCAUAUGCAUUUUGGAGACCAUCUUUGAGGACUCUGACAUUUGAAGAUAUACCUGGCAUUCCAAAACAGGGAAAUGCAGGCACUUCUUUACUCUCUGGAUCUGGAGCUGCAGCCACUCAUCCACAUCUUUUGCCAGGUUCUCCAUGUUCUUCUCCUGCUUUCCACCUUGGAGCAAACACGAGUCAGCUUUGCAGCCUAAAUCCAGCAGAUUAUUCAGCCUGUGGUCGAUCUGGCCUUGCACUUAAUAGAUACAGCACUUCACUUGCUGAAACAUAUAACAGACUCACCAACCCAGCCAAUGAAACCUUUGCAACCCCAAGAACCCCUUCCUACGUUGGAAUGGCAAGCAGCACCGCAGUAAAUAUGUCUAUGGCAGGAGCUGACAGUGACAACUUUGGAUGUCCUCAAACAAGCUUAUCUAUGCAAAUUUCAGGAAUAUCUCCUCAGCUCCAAUAUAUUAUGCCUUCACCAACGAGCAAUGCAUACAGCAGUGGACAGCCGCACCAAAGCUCUUACAAUGCCUUUCGGCUGCACAGCCCAUGUGCACUGUAUGGAUAUAACUUUUCCACGUCUCCCAAACUAGCUUCUAGUCCUGAAAAAAUUGUCUCAUCUCAGGGAAAUUUUUUGGGCUCAUCUCCAAGUGGAACCAUGACUGACAGACAAAUUCUACCUUCAGUGGAUGGGGUUCAUCUCCUUAGUGGCGCUGGACAGCAAAAUUUCUUUGAUUCCAGAGGUUUAGGAAGUCUCACACUAUCAACAUCUCAAGUACCUGCACAUAUGGUUUGA